AUGGCGAAGGCAAAGCCCAAAGCAUCAGCAAAAAGCGCAAGUGGGGAGGAGAAGGCCACGGGGGCCCCGGCUGGGUCUAUGUGGUCUACGUAUGUUGCGCUGAUCGUAGGAGUAUUGGUACUGGUAGUUGCCCUUGUCGUGGCCGCGAGCGGUUCUACAAGACAAGGUGCUGAAAGCUCGCAGUCAGCUGCAGGCGUCACAGAGGAGACAGGUAACUUGGACGGCACAAGUGCCGGUGAUAAGCCAGUCAAGGAAGUGGUGAAGACGAAGAAGCCGGCACAGACCAAGGCAAAGAAAGUGCCCGUGGUUCAGGACGGCCCCUACAAGUGGAAUCCGAAGACGCUCUCAGUGGUCUUGCCUUGCGCGGGCGAGGGGCUUUUCGCCAAGAAGACGGUCAUGUCAGUUGCGGAUUCGGUUCCUGGCGGGAUUGGCGGUGGCAUUCUGGAAGACAUCGUGGUUGUAGAUGAUGGCAGCCAGCCGCCUCUGGAGAAGGACUUCAUCACUCAAGAGUUUCGCAAAGAGUAUCCUGUCAAGCUUGUUCGCCACAAGAAAGCCGUGGGCCUCAUGGGUGCGAAGUCUGCAGGUGCAGCCAAAGCUUCUGGCGAUGUCAUCGUAUUCUUCGAUUGCCACGUUGCCCCACAGGACUCUUGGUAUCGAGAGUUCUUGGAAAGCAUUGCUACGAACUACCGCCGCAUUGUUGUUCCUGUCAUAACCAAUCUUGACAUCGACACCUGGAAGGAGGUAAAUCGCAACCAAGGCUUUGCGAAGUGUUACCUCACUUGGGACGCAGACUUCAAGUGGGUUGAAAGCACUACACCAUUCAUGCCUGUCCUGUCGGGCGGCUUGCUUGGGAUCUCGAAACGCUGGUGGAAUGAAACAGGAGGAUAUGAUGAUGGAAUGAGUGGCUGGGGUGGGGAGAAUGUUGACCAGUCACUGAGGUCGUGGCUGUGCGGUGGCGAGAUUGUUUCGCUGCCGAAUGCUUUUGUCGCUCACAUGAGGGAGGAUCCGCGCACGGUACAAAAUUAUGAGGUCUCCGGGGUGGACUCGGUGAAGAACAAGGCACGCGCUGUGCUGGCAUGGUUUGAUGACUUCCGCAACAAAGCUGCUCAGUAUCCCGCAAUGUCAUAUGUGGGUCUGCUGGACGGCCAGCAGUCGCAGGUAGACCUCAACCGUGAUGUCAGCAACUUCGAAGAGGAGUUUCGGAGUUUCCUCGGGAUCCUUGAGCUGUGCUCAAUGCCUCUCAUGUCUCUUCCCUUUCUCAUUUCAUUCUCAUCCAUCUCCCGUUUCCCUUUCAUUGAUUGUCGUUUUAAGGAGUCAGGCGUGUCGGGGUCACGAUCGCCUCAUAACUGUCGUGGUCUUUGGAUCGUUCUGGCGCUCGUUUCAGAAGUGUCACUGGUCGCCAUCUUGGUUCUUUGCGACAGCCCAGAAAUGGCACGCGCGGACUCGCACUCAGUGGAAGGGAAUCUUCUCGUGACCUUUCCGAUGCCGAAGUCCGCAAGGAGCUGGAACACGGACCAGUGCCUGGUCACGCAGCUCGUCGAGGGGGGCAUGGUGCAGACACACGUCUGCGACGUCUCUGGCAAGCAGGACAGCGCAGGCGAGCUCGCUAAGCUUGCGAAGAGCUUGCGAAGAGUCUUGAUCUUGAUGCUGCAGCUCGUUACGACAAACAGAACAGGGCAUAGCGUCACGACGGGCCACUGCAAGGAGCGAUGCUUGGUGCGAGACAAGAAAGCAGGCCGGGAUGGCAGCCUCAAGGUGGACCAAAUGAAACUUGUCGAAUGCAGCAAGGCAGCAAAGAACGGUCCCAGAUGGGAGAAACUCGACGCAUUCGAGCCUCUGGAGACCCAGUUGUACGAGAAGGCUCUGAAGGCGACUCCGGAGAUCUUCGUCGAAUGA
Molecule: messenger RNA, 1896 nt
Organism: Symbiodinium natans
Lineage: Eukaryota; Dinophyceae; Suessiales; Symbiodiniaceae
Source: the annotation of a GenBank genome assembly